CGCAGAUUGGGCGGAGCUACGGGAGGAGUCCGGGCAGAAAGCAGCGGAGCGAGCAGGAGAGUUUCAGCAGAAAAACAGAGAAAAAACCGGCAAAAAAAACAGCGAAAACCGGCGAAACCAGGGCGAACUCCGCGAGCACGCCUCCACCUCCGAGUCGCUGUCCCUCCACAGCAGCCCGCGGCGCGGCAGAAGUGCGGAUCGCAGGAUGAACGGAGACUCAGGUGUUGGGGUGGUGACCGCCGCCCCCACCAACCCGCCCCAUAAGGAGCGCUACUUCGACCGCGUGGACGAGAGCAGCCCCGAAUACCAGCGAGAGAGAAACAUGGCCCCAGACCUCAGACAGGACUUCAACAUGAUGGAGCAGAGGAAGAGAGUGUCCAUGAUACUGCAGAGUCCGGCUUUCUGUGAUGAGCUGGAAACACUGAUCCAGGAUCAGAUGAAGAAAGGAAAGAACCCCACCAGCCUGCUGGCUCUGCAGCAGAUCGCUGACUUCAUGACCACCAGCGUCCCCACCAUGUACCCUGCCGCCCCACAGGGGGGCAUGGCUGCCCUCAACAUGAGUCUGGGUAUGGUGACCCCGGUGAAUGAUCUGAGGGGUUCUGACUCUAUCGCGUAUGAGAAAGGAGAGAAGCUGCUGCGCUGUAAACUUGCUGCCUUCUACCGUCUCGCUGAUCUGUUCGGCUGGUCCCAGCUUAUAUACAACCACUUAACUGUGAGACUAAACUCUGAACAGGAGCGUUUUCUGAUCGUCCCGUUUGGUCUUCUGUACAGUGAAGUCUCCGCCUCCAGUCUGGUGAAGAUUAACCUGCAGGGGGAGAUUGUGGACAGAGGCAGCACUAACCUGGGUGUGAAUCAGGCCGGCUUCACUCUGCACUCCGCCAUCUACGCUGCUCGCCCCGACGUCAAGUGCAUCGUACACAUCCACACACCUGCUGGAGCAGCGGUAUCUGCGAUGAAGUGUGGUCUCCUGCCCAUUUCUCCUGAGGCUUUAUCUCUGGGUGAAGUGGCGUACCACGAUUACCACGGUAUUCUGGUGGACGAGGAGGAGAACGUCCUCAUACAGAAGAACCUCGGCCCCACCAGCAAGGUGCUGAUCUUAAGGAAUCACGGGCUGGUAUCAGUAGGAGAAACAGUGGAAGAGUCUUUUUACUACAUCCACAAUCUGGUUAGAGCCUGUGAAAUUCAGGUUCGCACACUGGCCAGUGCAGGAGGUCCUGAUAAUCUGGUGAUGUUGGACCCGGCGAAGUAUAAAGCCCGCUCUCGUCACCCAGAACCAGUCGGAGACGGGACCAGCUUGAAGUGGCAGAUCGGGGAGCAGGAGUUUGAAGCCCUCAUGCGGAUGCUGGAUAAUCUGGGCUACAGGACCGGCUAUCCGUACCGCUGCCCGGCUCUGCGUGAUAAAGCUAAAAAGUACAGUGACGUGGAGGUCCCGCCCUCCGCCACGGGCUACUCCUACACGGACGACAGCGACUCGGGGGCUCGCUCUCCGCUGAAGCACAGCUUCCAGCGGCAGCAGCGGGACAAGAGCCGCUGGCUGAACGCCGGCCGGCCGGACGAGGCCUGCGAGGAGGGCCUGGAAGGCAGCGGCAGCCCCAAGGCGAAGACUAAGGUGUGGACGAACAUAACACACGAUCACGUCAAACCCUUGCUGCAGUCUCUCUCGUCCGGUGUCUGCGUGCCAAGCUGUAUAACCAACUGCUUGUGGACGAAGGAGGAGAGCCUUCGACAGGCUGCUGUGGCCAAUCAGUUUGUUCCUCUCAACACAAACCCUAAAGAGGUCCAGGAGAUGCGCAACAAGAUCCGUGAGCAGAACCUGCAGGACAUUAAAACAGCUGGACCUCAGUCUCAGGUGCUCACAGGGGCCGUGGUGGACCGGUCCUUCGUCCAGAGAGCGACUAUCUGGCACGACGCUCCUCUGUCUGACUGUUUGGAGUCUCUCGAUGGUCUUGACCUCUCAGACAGCUAUAGUCCUGCUAGGUCUUUUAGAAAGGGGGAGCUCGUGACGGCCUCUAAAGCCAUCAUAGAGAAGGAGUACCAGCCUCGCGUGAUCGUCAGCAAGACUGGACCAAACCCCUUCACCAAACUCACCGACCAGGAGCUGGAGGAGUACCGCAAAGAGGUGGAGCUCAAACAGAAGGGCCCAGACGUGCAGGUUGAGGAGUCCGUCAGUGUUCCCACCCUCUCCACCUCCUCAGAUCACAAUUCAGAGGAGCUGCGCCCCCCGGCAGCUCCCCUUUCCUCCGCUGCCCCCUGCCGAAGCGCCGGGUCAGGUGCCGGGUCAGGUGCCGGGUCAGGGAGGGUCAGCCCCUCUCCUCCGGAGUCCCCACAUAAGGAGUUUCACAGCGCUGUGCUGAAAGCCCUCAGCGUCGCCCCAGAGCUCUCUGGGUCGGCUGAUCCGGGUUCCAACAGCGAAGCUACAGAUCCAUCACUGGAAGCUGAGGAGGUGGGAAAAGCCCAGAGCCCCACCCAAACUCCGCCCAGCACCCCAGUCCGAGUAGAAGAAGAGGCGCAGCAGGACCGGACCCCUAAAGACGACAGUGACGCCGCCACCCUGAGACAGACCCUCCCCGACCUGACCCCCGACGACCCCUCCGAAGCCGCCGCCUCCGCCGCCACCCUGCUGCCCACAGAAGAAGCUGCCCCGGCUCCCGUCGAGCCGCCCGCCCACCCGGCCGGGGAGGAGCCUGCCGCGGCCGACGAUGCCGCGGGCGACCAGGGCAGCGACGAGUCCCCCAACAAAUCCCCCUCCAAGAAGAAGAAGAAGUUCCGCACCCCUUCAUUUCUUAAGAAAAACAAAAAGAAGACGGAGACCUAGAGAGACGCUCUCCUAGGAAGAAACGGCAUCCGAUUGAUUUCCCUUUUUUAUUUUCCUUUUUAUAUAUAUAUAUUAUAUAUAUAAAUAUAUUUGUUGGCUUAUGUUGUGUUCACCUGUAGUUUGUGCCAAUUAUCUUUUUUUUUUUUUUCUUAAUUGUAAUGAUUUGCUUUUAUUAUUUUGCGUUUUUAACAGUUGCUUUUUUUUAGUGUGGCGAGUGACUGUGUCCUGUUCGGUAAAGUUGCGUAAGUUGCAUAAAGUGUGGCUUUAAUCACGCAUGAUGAACGCAUCGGCAAAUGCGUCGGCCCACACUCCAGAAGAGUUUUAUUUUAUCUCUCUGUUUUUAUAAGAAAAGAAAAGAAAAGACUAAACCAAACUUUAAAAGAAAAAAACGACUAAACUUAAAACUAAAAUAACCACUAGAAUGUAUUGGGAAUAUUUUAAAAUGUAUCAGAAGCUGCAUUCACACAGCCGAUAAACUUAGCCGAUAAAAAUGUGCGUGUAAGAUGAAUCUGAUACACAGCGACAGUGCAUGAAGUUGAACAGCAAGAUCAGAAUUUAUUUUAUGAGAUUUUAUGUUAAAGAGAAAAGGGAAAAAUGGAUGUAGGUACAAGAAAAAAUGAACAACAGCAGGGAGUAUAGGCUUCAGUGGCAGUGAAUAGUAAAUUAUAGACUCAUGUUUCAGUUCAGACUCAGUUGGAAGGCUUUUAGCACUGAUGCUUUGUGCUUAAAUAAAGUUUAAAAGGAAGUGAAGCUGAGAUUGGCUGAAUAAAUGUGUUUUCUAUGAAAAGCCCAGCUUUCAGUUACUGGAGCUCCUCUAUAACUCCUGUGAUGCUGGAAAAGCAUAAUGCACAAUGUUCAGACAAAUGGAACAGAUGUAAGUCACUUUUUAAAAAGAAAUAAAAGAUCAGAUUUGGGCUGAUUUUACCUGCUGUGUGAACGUAGCCUAAGUGUCUUUAAAAAAAUGAAGAAAUAUAAUAUGGAAAAAAAAAUAAUCUAGCAGCAAGAUUUAAAACCUGAAAUCUGCAUGGUGCUAAAUUGUCUAACCCUCACGUCCACGUGCUUCAUCAUUUCUGAACAGGUGACGGCCUAAUCUGCGAGGCUUUGUUGAAAUGCAAUACAGUGCUACAGGUUACGAUCGUACCAUGCUAAAUGAAACUUGUUAAAAGUGGGGAAAAAAUGUUAAAAGUGGAAAUCUGCCCAUUUUUAAAUAGGAAUUUCCUAAAACUUGAGAUGUUAAAACAGUCAGAGUGGAUAUAGAGUGUGUAAAGAUCUGUUCUAUUAAAUUGUUCACAGUAGUGGUGAAAAUUAAAAGACAUGCCCUAAAUGAUAUCCUUGCUAAAACACAGACAUGCCAAAAGUCACGGGACAGCAGUAUGUUAUUUGUUAUUGGGUGCCAGACAGAUGAGACGGACGAUUGUGAGCGGCAGCGUCUUGAAAAAGAAGAAAUCCAUACUAGUUGUUUGACCUGUGAAUAUUUGGCUUGUCCAGUAUAAAAAUCUAAAUGUCCACUUUACAACUUUUUCUCAUUCUUUUUUCUUUCUUUACUUUUAUUAUUUUCUAUAUUUUGUAUUAAUAUUAAAUAUAUUACUAUGAGACUAAUAAGGAACUUGGAUUUGGAAAUAUAUAUAGUAAACAUAGUAAACCCAGUAAUGCAGACUUGAGGAGAUUAUGGAGGACACAACCAUUUUUCCCCAUCUUUAUUUACUAUGUAAUUCCAUUAUAUGUGUUCAUUCAUAGUUCUGAUCUCGUCUAUAUUAAUCUAUUAUGUAGAAAAUAAUUAAAAAAAAGAGAAUUCAAACAAAAUGUUAUUAGGAAACAAACUGUUUGGAUAGUAAAUAAACUUCUUCAUUUCUAUAUGUGUGUUAGAGCUGCAGGGCAAUAUGACAAUAUUGCAUCAUGUUUUUAUAAAUGUUUUAGUACAGAGAGUGUAGCUAAAUUAAAGCUGUUAAAUUGGAUGGUUUUCAGCUAAAAUAAAAGUAAUAAAAAUCACUGAACUGUGCAUGAAAGAGUUUUAUAAUAGCAUUUUUUUAAAGACUCUCUCACAGCUGAUGCUCUUUCUCUGUGUGUGAAAACACUGCGAUAAAUAUCUCGUAUUCUAAAAAAACGUCUUUUAAAUAUCGUGAUAUAAUAAUUUUAGCGUAUCGCCCGGCUCUAGUGUGGGUUAGUCGUGGCAAUGCCUCUGUUCUGAACAUUUCUCUACACACUGAACUCCACUCUGACCCGCUGUGUUAAAACUGAAUGAACUCAAUUCUGCUGAAACAGUAAAAAAGCUCAGUUGAGUUUAACUCUAUAAGGUUUGAGUUUGAGUGAGAUCAGACAGGCAGAGGAUUGAGUCUUCAGAAGAGAUCAGUUUGAACAUUAGUUCUGAUGUCCGACUCUGUAGGUGAGCUAGUCUGUAGAGGAGGGUGUUUUAUUGCAGUCAGCAGCAGCGUAUAAACUUAUUUUUAUUAAACUGUUUAUAAAUCUGUUUAUUUUAGCGCAGGAUCUGAAUUAACUAUAAAAUGUCUGUUUGCUUUUAGUUUUUAUUAACAGAUGAUGAUGAUCACCACUAUCAUUGAGUUUAUGAAACGUGUUGCACCCAGAACUACAUUAUUAUUAUUAUUUGUUUUUUUGUCUUCACUUUGACUUCUUAUUUUUCCAGUAACACUAUAAAAUGUCAUUACGUAUAGCUGAGGCUUUGCUGUUCGUUCAUGUUUUACACUGUGCAGAAAUGCAAUAUUUACCACUUCCGAUCACCACUUUCCUGUUAUUAAAAUGAAAAACAUGGUUUUA
Astyanax mexicanus (Mexican tetra) is the source of this 5587-nucleotide messenger RNA. It is a transcript of the gene add1, whose product is annotated as adducin 1 (alpha). Gene Ontology annotation, cellular component: adherens junction; focal adhesion; postsynaptic density. The coding region runs from base 206 to 2815 and encodes 869 amino acids. The record is from RefSeq and is a predicted model, not a curated record. NCBI's taxonomy places the organism in Eukaryota, Metazoa, Chordata, Actinopteri, Characiformes, Acestrorhamphidae. Gene Ontology annotation, biological process: positive regulation of establishment of endothelial barrier; barbed-end actin filament capping; positive regulation of adherens junction organization. Gene Ontology annotation, molecular function: actin filament binding. The transcript is spliced from 18 exons.